ACGUCUCUACCAGGUCCUCACUAUCCGGUCAAGCUCAUUUCGCGCGCACGUCUCGUUCUAGCUUCCUUAUCGAAGUAUCUUGGCCUGAACAUGUCCGCCAAUAAGGGAGGUGGAGGCGUGGCCACCAUUUACAUCCACGCUGGGGCUGGCUUCCACAGUGUCCAUAAUGAACACUUACACUUGAAGGCAUGCGAAGACGCUGCAAAGGCUGGAAUGGCCAUCCUGCGCAACGGCGGAACGGCGGUCCAGGCGGUCGAAAUGGCCAUCAUAACCUUGGAGGAUAAAGAAAUCACGAAUGCUGGCUUUGGCAGUAACUUGACUAUCGACGGAGAGGUUGAGUGCGAUGCUACCAUUGUCAAUCAUCUUGGACGGAGCGGCGCAGUAGGAGCUGUUUCCAAGGUCAAGAACCCCAUCUCAGCAGCACGCUGCAUUCUGAAGACAUCGUCAAAGCCAUUGACCUUGGCCCGCGUUCCGCCCAAUUUUCUGGUCGGGCGAGGUGCAACAGACUUUGCCUACGAGCAGGGACUGGUGGUGCUGCCCCCUGAUGCUCUGAUCGCUCCCUCUGCGAAGGAGAGGUGGCGCCGCUGGCAACAGGAAUUGCAGGUCGCGGAGCACAGAGAGCGGACUAAGCUGGGAAACUAUAUCCCAUACCAGGCUUGUUAUCGUCGUCCAGUCACCGCAUCCUCCGCCCACUUGGCCCAUUCUUCAAGUGCUCAUAUCCCCUCCCAGCCGGCACCCGCGUUUGUCCCUGCUUACUCGGAGCCUGUGGACCCGCGUCUAACCUGCACCACUUCAAGUCUACCUCCAGCGGAACCAGUGCGCACACUGUCCGAUACCUCUGCACUUAGGGAUGGCAGAUAUAUGGAUGGAAUGCUCCCGGUUUCCACUGCCAAUGUCAGUGGUUCGUCGCCUGAAUCUUCAGGAGAGACCGCCAACAAGGCUGCGGAUGCGAUAGACUGUGAUUAUAUCAGUGAUACUGUGGGAGCCAUCGCUGUGGAUUGUUGGGGCAAUAUCGCGGCCGGCUCGUCUUCCGGUGGCAUUGGGAUGAAACACUCCGGUCGUAUCGGACCUGCGGCACUCGUUGGCAUUGGCACAUGUGUUAUCCCCGUUGAUCCCAAAGAUCCCGAGAAAACCACCGUCGCAACCGUUACUUCGGGAACCGGCGAGCAUAUCGCGACUACGAUGGCAGCUCAUACCUGUGCUAUGCGCAUCUACUACAGCCAAAAGAAACACGCCGACGGCACUUUUGAAGAUGUCAUGGAGGAGGAAGCUAUGAGCUCUAUGAUUUCCUCCGACUUCAUGGGCCAUCCCGGUGUGCGUGGAAGUAGGUGCCAGGCUGCAAUCGGCAUUGUUGCGGUCAAAAAGACAACGCACGGCAUUUACCUCUAUUUUGGCCACAACACAGACUCAUUCGUAAUCGCGUCGAUGAGCAGCGAGGACAAGCAGCCUGUGUGUGUGAUGUCCCGCAAUAAUGGCAACGGCAGUAUUGCUCAGGGAGGUCGCGCCACUCGCAGCAAGCCGAUGUCGCAUGCGAAGUAG
Molecule: messenger RNA, 1539 nt
Organism: Aspergillus homomorphus CBS 101889
Lineage: Eukaryota; Fungi; Ascomycota; Eurotiomycetes; Eurotiales; Aspergillaceae
Product: threonine aspartase 1
Exons: 5
Coding region: 91-1539 (482 amino acids)
Biological process (GO): protein maturation
Molecular function (GO): threonine-type endopeptidase activity
Source: RefSeq, a predicted model, not a curated record